Molecule: messenger RNA, 6232 nt
Organism: Argiope bruennichi
Lineage: Eukaryota; Metazoa; Arthropoda; Arachnida; Araneae; Araneidae
Product: partitioning defective 3 homolog
Exons: 23
Coding region: 1239-5552 (1437 amino acids)
Biological process (GO): establishment or maintenance of epithelial cell apical/basal polarity; intracellular protein localization; establishment of centrosome localization
Cellular component (GO): apical junction complex; apical plasma membrane; adherens junction
Molecular function (GO): protein binding; phosphatidylinositol binding
Source: RefSeq, a predicted model, not a curated record
UUCGGCCGCGUGUGAGUGAUUUCUAACUCAUCGCAGGUAACAAAGACUUUUUUCGAGCGGCUUUGGAGGAGAAAGAUUGCUGUGACGGUACUUCAAUUGCAAUAAAUCUUCUGGCAAACGUACUGUAACUCGAUUGUGGAUACUGAUUGAUAGAUAUUGGCUUCAUAUCUCUUUUGCGAUUGCUAGAUAGUGGAUUGAAACAUUGUUUACGGUUAGUGGUCAUCUUUACUGUGCUUGUGCUUAUCCCAAGGUAUAUCUUGGGUUGUACUGCCUGGAUUUUCUAAGUGAAGACUUCGUUAUCUAGUGUUCACAACCUGGAUUUUUUAAAUGAAGAUUUCAGAAUCUGAGAUAUUAUUUGUUUAAAACAUUUAUUUAGGCUUUUUCUUUCGUGGAAUUGGAUGUUUCUGAGGUGGUGUUGGAAUAUGGGUGAGAGUAUGGGUUUUUAGUAAUUAUAGAAGUGCAUUUCUUUGGGAAAAGUGUAUUUCAGUGACGAGAAGUAAUAUUUUUAUAGAUUUUCUCUUUUAUUAUUAUUAUUUUUUUUAUUAUCAGAAUUUUCUGUCUGGGUAAAACAACUUUUAAAGAAGACAGGCAAAUUGUGUUAAAUUAUUCACUUAUAAAAUUUAUCACUUAUAAAACUUCUCUAAGAACGGCUGCAUAAUGAAUUGAAAUUUUUUUAAAAGCUUCUUCGGCUAGAAAGAUAACAGAAAUUCAAUUCUUGUCCUUUACUUGUGGAUUAUCCAUGUGUGUGUUUAUCAUCGGAUCAGUUGAUGGCUUAAAUUGAUUAUUCGACAAGAUCCUUGAUUUGCGGAUGUGAUAAGCUAUUUCUGGAUCUUAGUCCUAAAAAGUGAUUUCUCUGUCUUCAUGGGCGAGCAACUGUUGAUCAAAAACAUCCCAACAUGGGAGAGUGACAGUGGCAGCAAUUCGAGCUUGAAGAGGUAGUUUUUUUAAAUAUUUUUUUUAUCUUCUCUCGUUUGAGGAUUUUUGUUCUAAGCAACGAUUCUGUAACCGAUUUUCCCAGGAGUGUGUGAAAGAAAAUAAAAGAAAGCGUUCCCGAAGGCACGUCUCCGCGGUAAAACACCGCUGAAGCGAAAAAAGUUGAGACCUGAUACUGAAAGUAUGUGAGGAUAUUUGGAGAAUUUUUUAGAUCUUCCAUUUCAGUGGAUUUUGGAUGGGGGGAGGGGCAUACAAAUGAUUUUUUGUGACGUCAUAAGGUAGGAAGUUGGUUCGGGAAAGGCAAGAUGAAAGUGACAGUGAACUUUGGAUCUGUGCGCGUCAUAGUGCCAUGUGGAAAGGGAGACCUGCCUGUGAGGAAGCUCAUGGAUCUAGCAAUUACACGAUAUAAGAAAGCUACAGGAAAGUCAGUGGAUUCAUGGGUAACGAUUCACAAUCUGAAACUUCUGAGCGAUGGAGGAAUUCUGGAUCCUGAUGAUAAAUUAAGUGAUGUUGCGGAUGAUAGAGAACAGAUCACGGCAGUUUUUGAUGAAGAAAUAUCAUCAUAUCUGAUGCACAAUGGAGGUGAUGGAACUAGUGCCAGUUCAGUUGGAACUGAAAGUCCGGACAUCUUCCAAAACGGAGACUUGAUAUCAAUUCCGCUAAGCAAAUCUUCCUACGAUGGAUCUGAUGUAGAAAUUAAAGACGAAAAAUUAACUUCAGGUCUCCUUCCCCUUCAUGUCCGAAGAGGCAGCGAACCUGCAUUAAACCGCCUUUCUCCGUCUUUGUUGCCUACAAUCGAUAACUGCAAGAGAUGGUCUGCCGCUGUGUUAGCAAUUGAUGAAUCCUAUAAACGUCUCAAUAGCGAAGGAGAAGAACAAUCGGAAGAUGAACUUCCUCCAGGAGAAAGAGAGGAUGGAAGUGGAGAAGAAAAAUCAUUGUCGUACCAACAAUAUUUGGAUUCUUGGAAUCAUGAGAUUUUCUACAGAAGUGAUCAAAGGAAAGAGCCUCUUGGUGGACCUAUAACUUCUCCAAAGCACAGCACAGACGAAGCAGAAGACAGCGAUUGUUCGCACUCCUCCAACUCCAAAGUGGAAGUGAUGAAAUUAAAAAAUGAGGAUGGACCUUUAGGCAUUCGCAUAGUUCCUGCUGAUGAGAGCCCUGAAAGGAACAAUGGUGUGAUAAUUCAAGGUAUUGAACCUGGUGGAAGAAUAGAUCGAGAUGGGCGUUUUGCUGUAGGAGAUCGAAUAACUGAAAUCAAUGGCUUGAAACUCAGUAAAGAUUCUUAUAGAAAUGCUCAUGAGAUAUUGAAAGAUGCAAUGAAAGCUCCUGAAUUGAGCAUUCAUUGUAUAAAAAAGGACUCGCUGUCGCGGAAAAACGGCACAAAUAAAUUACCUCCAGCUGUACUGCCAAAACCUCUCAUUCCAUUACCUACAGACGAUAAUAAAAGUGAUAAAAAUACAGAAAAAAGUGAAAAAGCAAAAAAUACAUGUAAUUCUUCAACUCUUCCCUUAACAACACCUAUAAAGAGACUUCUUGCCAAUGCCAUGAAUAAAGGUACUCCGGUUCAUUCAAGUAUUAGGAAAAUUGGCAGGCGUAUUUUAGUUCACUUAACUAAAGGUCCUGAGGGUCUGGGUUUCAGCAUUACUUCUAAAGAUCCUAAUAAUGGACCACCCUUUUUCAUAAAGAAUAUUCUUCCUGCUGGUGCAGCAGUAGAUGAUGGAAGGCUGAAGACAGGAGAUAAACUUCUUGAGGUUAAUAAGGUUGAUGUCUCUAACUUAACACAACCAGAAGUUCUGAGUAUUCUUAGAAAAGUUCCCUUUGGUGAAAUGGUAGAACUUGUCAUUUCAAGACAGGAAACUGAUCUGUCACCUAGUCCAAGUUUACCAAGGCAGCUGCCUGCAGAAAAAUGCGAAGAUGAAGUAGGUGUUGUUCCCUGGAAGAGAAGGGAUAUUUUCACUUUUGAAGUAGCUUUGAAUGACACUGGCUCUGCUGGUCUUGGAGUGAGUGUGAAAGGUAAAACUUCAAACACAGAAAAAGGUCCACUGGAUAUGGGAAUAUUCUUGAAAAAUAUUUUUCAUGGUGGUGCAGCUCAUAAAGAUGGACGAUUGUGUGUAAAUGAUCAGUUACUUAGUGUGAAUGGCAUUUCACUAUUAGGAAUGACUAAUGGACAGGCAAUGGAAACAUUGCGAAGGGCUAUGAUUCAAGGUGAAGGUCCCAAUGUAGCAUCAAAUGCAAUAAUUUUAACUGUUGCUCGACGUAUGUCUUCACCAAGUUUAGAUCAUCCAUCUGAUCAAGGAGAGGGAUCUGGACAUGAUAGAAGUGAUUCUCUACUAAGUGAAAGUGGUGACUCUUUUUAUGUUUCAAAUGAAAAUUUGUCAUUUUCUAAUAAAUGUAAUGGUGUAACACCAGAUACUUCAACUAGUGAUAAUUCUGCUAAUACAGUUAUAUUCACUGCAUCAGUUCAUAAAGACAAAGACAGCAUUAUUGAUGAAGAACAAGACAGUGAUAAACCAUCUGCGACACAAGUCUCGGAGGUUCCCGUAACAGAGCUUAUUAAUGUACACAACAGUGAAACUUGUGAUUUAGAUGUAAAUAAUAAACAUAUUCAGCACAGCACAGAGAUAAAUAGUGAUACUACUCAACAAAGAAAUACAUCAGAUUUAAUAGAUUUGAAUGAAAAUUCAUUUGUGUCAAAUUAUGAUCACAUGGAACAGCACAAAGGAAGUGGAUCACUUCGUAAUCAUAAUAAAACUUUUUCAAAUUUGACUGAAAUGGAUCUUUAUCAGUCAGACACUACAGAACAGGACAAAAUACCAGAUGUCAGUAACUGUGAUAAACCAUCAUCUUUCAGAGAACAGACAAAAAGAAAAAGGUAUCCACAGGAUGGAAGUAAUAAUUUUAAGAGAAGUGGUUUGGGUAGGCAAAGUAUGCCUGAGAAAAAAUUUCUCUGGGCAUACCACAGAAACCAGUGUUCACCAAGUGAAAACAUGAUGCAAACUAGAGCAGAUAUUCAUGCUCCUCAUGACUCACAUCAGAUAUAUCCUUGUCAACAUUAUUCAGAAAAUUUAGGCGUAAGAGAAAUGCCAGUGGAUGUUGGUCCUAUAGAAAUGGCUUCUAUGACAAUGACAGAAAGGAAACAUCACAGGAUCAGAGUUGCCAACAAUGAUUUGCCAAUGGAAAGAACUCAACGAACUCCUAUCUUCUAUCCAACAUGUUGUUGGUGUAGUAAUUCACCUGAUUGUCCCUAUCAUGCUGUACCAACUACAACUGGGAGGGAAAGUGGUAGCAGUGAUGAAAUAUGUGAGCAAGUGGGUCCAUCUUUGGGAUUAUUCAAAUCGAGUAGUCUUGAAAGUCUUCAAACUAUGUUGCAAGAAAAACAGAAACAGAGUUUACUGUUGCCUGGGUCAAAUGUAAAUACAAGUAGAGGCUGUAAUGAAAGUUUUAGAGCUGCUGUUGACAAGUCAUUUGAAGUUGCUGAUCAAAAUGAAAAUUCAGUUGUAAAUGGAAAUGAUCAACAGCAAAUUUCAACUAUAAAACGUCAUACACGUGCCAAAACUGUUGACAACAUUGAUAAGAAAGAUUCCAAGCAACAUAAAAAAAAAGGAUUGUUUAGAGGGCUAGGAUCUGUUUUCAGGUUUGGGAAAUCAAACAAAAAGACUAAUAAAGAUUCAAGUUCUAAUAAGCAAUCUGAACCUACAAAUAUGCCAAGCCACAAUGCUGUUCAAGCUGAACAGGAAAGAGUUCAGCAACAUUAUCAAGAACAGGCAGAACAACAAUUAAAAGACAAUCAGCUUUACAAUCAUUCUGUAAAUAGGCAUGCACAAAGACUCUCAUUUACAUUUCCUAGGAAUAGAAACGUUUCUCAAAUUCCUAAUCAAAAUGGUGCUAUAAUUCCUUUCCAAAGUCGUGAAGAAAGAAUGUAUGCCUUAAGAAAUGAGCAUCAAAAGAAACAUAAAUUAAGGAAUGGGUAUUAUCCUAAAGAAGAUCAAGAAGAAAUUUAUGAGCAAAGGUUAAAAGAACUAGUAGAUACAUCAAUGAUAAAUCGCCCAUUACCUCCAUUACCUGAUCAACAAAUAAACUCGGACAGAGCUUCACAGAUUAACAGUAUAGAAUUGACACCCAAAACAAAAAAUUUGGAAAUAUUUAAAGAAAUGUCAAAGCCCGGAAGCAGAAAAGGAUUUGCAGACCCUAACCGAUAUAGUCAUUAUAUGAACUUUCAAGAAAUACAACAACACUUACAACAGUUCCGUCAUCACCAGAACUUAUUUUUACAUGAUGGUGCAAAUGAAGCACAAGCAAAUUAUUCUGUGUUCCUUCAAGAAUCCAAGUAUGCAGUUAGUCCAAAUAAAAGACAUUACAGGCAUACUGUUAGCUCUCCUAGGUCAAGGCCAAUUUCAGAACUGUAUGAUUUUAGCAAUAGUAAUAUGGCUAAUAAUUCUCUUAGAGGAAUGUCAGAAUCUGGUUCAUUACCUAGGAAAAUGUUUUAUAAUAGUCGACAACGGCCACCCAUACCAGCUGCGUUCAUGGCACAACAUAUAAAUGAAGGCAACUAUGUUAUGAAUGGACAUUCAUCUAAUAUUUACAGCCAGUCUUCAAGAAAUUCUGGUUCUAAAGUGUGAUAUGUUUUAUAUUAAUAAUAUUUAGUGAAAUUUCCCACCAGAUCUACAAAGUAAAAUGAACUAAGAAAGUUUGUAAAUUUCAUUAAUGCAAUUUAAAUACUUUUAUAUUGGUGCCAUUCUGUGAAUAUUUAUAAAAUAUUCACAGAAUAAUUAAAAUGAUGAUUCAAUCAACUUUUGUUCAAUUAUUAAAAAAAAUGGCUCUUAAUGUAGAUGUUAACUACAUGGUUCUUGUUUCUUCAUUAGGUUAAAUAAUAAAACUAAUUUUAUUAUUCAUUUAUUUGUAUAAAUGAUAUAUAAUAUCAAUUAGAAUUUUUCAUUAACUUAAAAAAAGUUUUUAUUUUUUCAGUUACUAAGCAAUUAGUCUUUGCUAUGUAAAAAUUGAGGAUACUUAUAAAAUAUAAAGUACAUUGUGGUUUUUUUUCUCUCAAGAAUUAAUAGUAAUUAUACUACGGUUUCAAAUACUCAAUUUGCUUGUGUAGUUAUUAUAUAAUUACUCAAUAUGAAUUCCUCGAGUACAGUAACAAAGUUCAUCAAAAUGAGUGCAAUGCCAAGAAAAUAUUUGAUAGGUGUAAUUUAUCAUUCAUUGCAUUUUUCAUUAGUAUCUGUAUGAUUUGAUAACUAAGCAGUGUAUAUUUUUCUAUUUAUGUAAAUAUUUAUAUGAAUAUGUCCAAUAAAUUUGA